Messenger RNA from Mytilinidion resinicola, 576 nucleotides. RefSeq lists its product as uncharacterized. Gene Ontology annotation, cellular component: membrane. Gene Ontology annotation, biological process: arachidonate metabolic process. The coding region runs from base 121 to 447 and encodes 108 amino acids. The record is from RefSeq and is a predicted model, not a curated record. The transcript is spliced from 3 exons. NCBI's taxonomy places the organism in Eukaryota, Fungi, Ascomycota, Dothideomycetes, Mytilinidiales, Mytilinidiaceae.
GUCUCCACGAACCUCUUUCCAUCAUGCAAGUAUCAUACUCCUUUCUGGCUCAUAUAGCGUGGGGCAUCCCAUCCUGUUACAGAAUCAGCAAUCACCCGUCGGCUUCUUGUCGUUGUAGGAAUGACUUCUACCAUUCGUCGAAUCGACUCAAGGGUCUCGUCAACAGAAAUGUCUGUUAUGCUCACUCCAUCAAUACGGGUGCUAUCGCUUGACGGGGGAAGUGCACGGUGUCUGUCCGCCUUGGUGAUUCUAGAAGAGCUUAUUCAACACAUCAAAUGGGAUCACCAGGAGCAUCCCUUAGUAGACUCUAGGCCUUACUAUCACUUUGAUCUAAUAUGUGGGACGGAAUGGGGGGCUAUCAUCGCUCUGAUGCUUGGCAGGUUGAGAAUGACGAUCAACGAAUGCAUACUUUGGUUUCAACAAAAUGCGUUCCGCUACACGCCAUAGUUUUGAGAGUCUCGCGAUUUCUCUACGUCCUACCGAUGCGAGAAGGCCUUGAAAGCACUAUUUGUUUUGCAGAGGAAACCUCUAUAUGAGGCGCAACUUGAUCAGGACCAUGUGUGCCAUACCGUCAUA